UGCUUUGCCUAAAAUAUUCUUAUUCCAAGCUUCCUUGCAAAUUAUUAGAAACAGAGAUGAAGGUACACGUGCACACAAAAUUUUGCAUCAUUUGUUUGCUGACAUUUAUCUUCCAUCAGUGCAAUCACUGCCAUGGAGGUAGGCAUGACCAUGGUCAUAGAGAGAAACGAGAACACGACCAUAAUGACUAUCAGAUUCCAAAUGCAUCCUAUUCCCAGAGUGCAGGAACAGAAUCCAUGCCAAGUAAAUACUCAACAUCGGAAGCUGAACAGAGAUACUACAUUGAGAAGAUUUUUGAUCGUUAUGGUGAAAAUGGAAGAUUAUCUUUUUUUGGGCUCGAAAAACUGUUACUAAGCCUUGGCUUAGGAGAGGUAAAAGUAGUGAUGAUAAAUCACGAUGACAUUGGCCACGAUCAUGUUUCUCACUUAUAUGCUUUAGAAGUCCAAGAAGGAAAACGUUCCCACCCUCAUAACCAUCCUCACAGCCACCCAGAUUCAGAAAACCGCACUACGACUGGUAUGGCUGCCAAGAGAAAUCACAAAUGUGACCCUGAGAGAGACGCUGUCGUGCCGCCGGUAAAAGACGAUGGCAAGCACAUUCAUGACCAGAGUCACCAUCACCAUCGCCACCACCCUCGUCUACAUCAUCAUGACCAUAAUGGUACACGUCACUCUCGUAGUAACGGACACCAAGGUUCCAGUUUAGGUCAUGAGGAUGGCCACCACCACCCCAGCAAUCGUGAGGCAUCUCACAAGCAGAUCAGCGUGAGGAAGCAUGCCCUCUUCUCAGCGCGGGCUCGCAAGGAGCACAGCGAAGAGGAGCGUCAGCGGGAAGAGUGCUUAAAUGUUACCCAGCUGCUACGGCACUAUGGUCUGGAAGCCAGCUCUCCAAUAUCUCCCGAGUUGUUUAUCUACAUGUGUCCUGCUUUGCUGUACCAGAUUGAGAGGAGGCUUUGUGUUCUCCAUUAUGAUGAGCUUGAAGAUUCUAUGAAAAGUAAAAAUGCAUCAACUGAGAACAAAGAUAAAACAGGUGCAUCAGCCUGGUUUUGUGGUAUCAUCUCUAUCACCGUCAUUAGCCUGCUUUCCUUGCUAGGUGUGAUCUUGGUUCCCAUCAUUAACCAAUGGUGCUUCAAAUUUCUUCUAACUUUCUUGGUAGCUCUGGCUGUAGGAACAAUGAGUGGAGAUGCACUGCUCCAUCUGUUGCCACAUUCUCAUGGAGGCCACAACCACAGUCACCACCAUGGCCAAGGUCAUGUUCAUGAACACAAGCGGUCUCAUCGACAUGCCCAUGGACAUGGAGUACAGUCUGAAGGCUUUCUAGAAGAAAAUGAUCCAGUGCUGAAAGGCCUUGUGGCACUGGGAGGCAUUUAUGUUUUGUUCAUCAUCGAACACUGCAUAAGGAUGUACAAACAUUACAACAAACAAAAGAGUAAGCAGAAGUGGUGCAAGAAGAAACAGAGCGAAGAAUCACCAAUUGGAAGGAAACUUUCUGAUCACAAGUUAAACAACAGGCCAGACACAGACUGGCUGCAGCUCCAACCCCUUGCAGGAGCAGAUGACUCGGUUUUAUCUGAAGAUCGACUCAAUGAAACAGAACUGACUGAUUUAGAUGGCCAACUGGAAUCCCCUCCCAAAACCUUCUUGUCUGCAGAAGAGGACCACAAUAUGCACCAUUCACACAACGAUGUCUCCUGUGCCGCUCAAGAGCGUGAUCUGCAUGAUUCAGAGUACGACAGCCGUGGCGAAGAUAAAAUGAUAGCUAGAAAACACAGUCACCACUGGCAUCACAAACAUUCCCAUCAUUCCCAUGGCCACUGUCAUUCUGGAAAAGACCUGAAAGAUACUGGGAUAGCUAAUAUUGCUUGGAUGGUAAUUAUGGGAGAUGGCAUUCACAACUUUAGUGAUGGCUUAGCAAUCGGAGCGGCUUUUAGUGCUGGUCUGACAGGAGGAAUUAGUACAUCUAUAGCAGUGUUUUGUCAUGAGCUUCCCCAUGAAUUAGGUGACUUUGCCGUGCUUCUUAAAGCAGGUAUGACAGUGAAGCAAGCUAUAGUGUACAACCUCCUUUCUGCCAUGAUGGCCUACGUGGGCAUGCUGAUAGGCACAGCCGUGGGGCAGUACGCCAACAACAUCACCCUCUGGAUCUUUGCAGUCACUGCAGGCAUGUUCCUCUACGUGGCACUGGUGGACAUGCUUCCAGAAAUGCUUCAUGGAGAUGGAGAUAAUGAAGAGCAUGGCUACUGCCCUGUGGGGCAGUUCAUUCUUCAGAACCUCGGCCUGCUUCUUGGAUUUGCCAUCAUGCUGCUGAUUGCUCUCUAUGAAGAUAAAAUUGUGCUUGACAUCCAGUUUUGACCUAAUUCUGGUAAUCACUGUGGUUACAAUACUGUUACUGUAUGGCUUUGAGUCUGCACUGUGUCACUGUCUGCACACUGCUCAGAGAAGCAGCAGCUUGCACUACUUACAUAUGCACAGGAGAUUCACUUCUGUGUAGAUUACCUUCUGCUUUAUUUCCAGUUCAGAUGAGAUAACCUAAUCACUUAGAUCACUUCUAAACUCAAGUGAGCAACAGGAAAUGCUAACUAGGAGAAGUAAAUGCCAAGUUCAGUGUCCCACAGAGGAAGCACUGCUUGCUAGAGAAAGAGUGAGUGAGUGCAGCAAAUGAUCUCCUCGUCUGGGAAAAUACCAUUUCAUUAGGAUGUUGGAACAGAACCCAGAAACGGUUACAGCUGAAAUGCAGGCCUCUGCAAAGGAACCUGAGUCAGCUUGAAAUGCCACCUAAGUCUUAAUUAUGUAUGGAGAUACGUAUAUAGGGAUGUGCAUGCAUACAUGGCUCACUCUGUGUGUGUGUCUAUGUGCAUUCUGGGCUGAAUCUUCUGCAUGGUGAUGACUGGAAGUAUUACAUCUUACAGCAGUGCACAGCUUGAACUCACUGUGCUGGAUUACAUUUCUAAACAGAACCCCAGAACCUGCACGCUGUGUAAGCUGUGUGAGUCUGCAUUAAAGCUGCACCCCACAGUUACAAGUCCUCGUGCAAGAGGGCAGGCAGCUGCGGUCUAUGCUGCCGAGUGCCAGGUUCUGUGGAGGAGCAGUCUGAGCAUGUCUUUCUGACCAAGACUGGUGUUUGUUCCUUGACAGUCUUAGGAGAAUUGGUGUUAGCUUAGGGAGAUCCCUGGUGCUGGAGUUACUAAGCUAUUUCUGGUUCUUACAGAGACUAAACAUGUAUUUGAGUGCCACCUGCAGCGUAAACUACUGAAGAAUUGUGGCUGUGAAUGCGUGCAAACUCUUGGAACAGAGCAUCAGUAUGGGAAUAUCUCCAGUUUUUCUGAACACUUAACUUGGGGUUGUUUUUUUCCUCUCCAUGUUCAAACAGUCCAAAGUGCAGUAUGCUCGUUACUGACCCAGGCACCAAGGCUGAAUUAGCUCUUUGUGUGUAGUACUGGUGGGUUGACAGUGCUCUACCAGCAGAUCAACAUCUGCUUCUACAGUGCCUCCAUAAUCAGGCAUUGUAGCACCAGCUGUGUCUGGCAGCAGAGAGUAUGAAGCAGAUUUCUGCUUCUACCAUUAAAGGAGUUCAUUUCUAUGCUAUUUUUUUACAUUUUGGUAUUUAAGAUAUAUUAUUAAAAAAGCAGCUGUGAUCCAUGGUAUGUGUAAAAGAUAGACUGACAUUUGGGCCUUAACUCGCCAGGAUCAGUUGUCCUAGUGCUUAUAUAUAUAUAUUACCAGACAGGAGUUAGUUCUUGUACCCAUCUCCUUGAAAACCUGUGAGUCUGUGAGGAGUGCAAGUGCAUUCUGUAGUGCCAGUCCUAAGCAUGGUGGCAGCCUUCUGGAACGCAUACAGUUUGUCUCCUUCCUGUGUGUGCCAGGUGAAAGUGUACUUUGACUGUGCUGUAAGUGUGUUUCGGUCUGCUUGGUGCCAGUGUAGCUGCUAAACACUGAUCCUAACGCCUUUGAUGAGAGCCAGUUGGUAUCUUCAUUCCAUUUCAAGUUUGUCUUUCCCCUGGCCUUUGUGGGUCAGUUUAUUUUCCACUGAGAGCAGCUCGUGUAUUUUAAAGAUACCUGUUGAUUCUUGCCAGUAUUUCUUCCUACCGCAGUAUCAAGAAACAGUAUUAAGGGUCCAGUCCAGAGCCGGGCGCAGCUUCUUCAGUGAAGAAGUCAGAAGCCCAGAGUUCAGGCGUGCAGCCAUGCGAUGCCCUGAACUCAGGUUUUUCUUUUUUUUUCCUUCUUCUUUAAACAUGUUUACUGUUAGACCCUAAUUAGCUAGCAGCACUGUUGUUAGCUUCAGAUUACUGAAUUGCUGCAGUGUAAAAAAAAGAUCCUGGGUGACCUUUUGUCAUUGUGUCAAUCUUGGGUCACUGAGUACCAUUUUCAAAGAGAAUUAAUCCACUGGAUACCUUCUGAGGAUCCAAGUUUAAACUCCUCUUGUUUCUUAUGUAUUAAACUGACCCUUAGUAUUCCUUUUCUGUUACUUCUGUCCAGUAUAGCGGGGUCACUGUGUGGUUGAACUGCUAAUUUGUCAUCAUUUUUUUUAAACUUCAUUUCUGUUCCUUUCAAAUGAAGAUUUCUGUAUUUCAGGUAGUAUAUUUACUUUUGUAUUAGUUGGAAUGUGGUUAUAGGUUAAUACACUGCCUGUAGAAAAACAAGUUAACUUCCUUCCACGACCAUCUUCAGGCAAGGGAAAAUGGUCCUUGAAGGUAGGUGCUGUCUUGUUCAUUAAGUAGGGGCUGUUUCCUUUUAUUGUCUAGUAUUUAUUACAAGUUAUGAAGGGCAGUGUAACAGCUGUGACUUCUCUAUCUCUUUGUUUCACCAGUAUUUAAUUCCAAAUGAUGCUAAUGGACACUUCUGAGUCAUAUUACAGACAAUCUGAAUUCCACUACAUUUCCACUUGGCUUCAACAUUCCAUCCUGCUUGACCCCAGAGUCUCGGUUAACUUGUAUUUGUUGGAGGGCAUCAAUGUUACUUGUAUAGGACGAUGCUGUCACUGUGUGACAUCCCAUAUAAAUUUUGAUGUCGAUCACAUUGCACUCAAUCCGCUGUGAUUAUGCUUAGAAAAUACUGUAGUUGCUAGAUGCAGUGUGAUUUGGGGUUGGUUUGGUUUUCUUUUCUUUCCCCUCCCCGUUAACAGUUGAGUCUAUGGUUUAAAAUGUGAUGAUGGUCCUAUAAGAUACAUGCUGAGCUAUCAGUCUUUUUGUUACAACUAAAUAAUUUUUUAAGAUUUUAUAAAGCAGGAAAUGAUCAAAUGCUGUUUUGUUCAUUGUCAGCAGUGUUGUGUUCAAUUUAUGUAUGGUCCUUCUGAAUAAGGAGCCUUCAGAAAAUAAAGCAAUUCAAUUCAAGGAGCAGGUAUU
Molecule: messenger RNA, 5338 nt
Organism: Dryobates pubescens (Downy woodpecker)
Lineage: Eukaryota; Metazoa; Chordata; Aves; Piciformes; Picidae
Gene: SLC39A10
Product: solute carrier family 39 member 10
Exons: 10
Coding region: 57-2348 (763 amino acids)
Biological process (GO): zinc ion import across plasma membrane; positive regulation of B cell receptor signaling pathway; intracellular zinc ion homeostasis
Cellular component (GO): membrane
Molecular function (GO): zinc ion transmembrane transporter activity
Source: RefSeq, a predicted model, not a curated record